Psylliodes chrysocephalus is the source of this 2308-nucleotide messenger RNA. The record is from the annotation of a GenBank genome assembly. Lineage: Eukaryota; Metazoa; Arthropoda; Insecta; Coleoptera; Chrysomelidae.
UCUGUCGUGGACUUGUAGGCGACAGGCUCCGUGAACAAAGCUUUUGUGACCCCAACCAUCGUGCAAGAUUUGGAACACGCCCCACAGACUCUUGUCAUUCUUGUCGUCUGUUAACUGUCAGUUAUUCAAAAAUCUCGUUAGGGUUUUAGGAUAAAUAUUAUUUGUUUUUGUCGUAAUUAUGUUCUAAUUCUAAAUGUACACAAUUUUAAAAUAUUUUAAAAUAUGAAUUAACAUUCAGUUUAUUAUAUUAAAUAUUGUACAUUUUUAUGAUAAACACGUAUACUAUUUAAUUCGUGUUUUAUCAUAUAUAAAAUGGUUAAAUUUCUAGAACUGAAAGGUUUUUAUGAAUUAGAAAGAACAAUAGGAUGUGGUGGAUUUGCAAAAGUAAAGUUAGCCACGCACUUAGCUACGGGAGAAAAAGUGGCCGUCAAAAUAAUGGAUAAAGCUUUACUUGGAGCAGAUUUGGCCAGAGUAAAAUUGGAAAUAUCAGCUCUAAAAUCGCUAUCUCAUGAAAAUAUAUGCAAAUUAUAUGAAGUAAUUGAAAUAGAGACACACAUUUUCUUGGUUAUGGAAUAUUGUUCAGGAGGAGAAUUGUUUGAUCAUAUUGUUGAAAAAAAUCGUUUAACAGAAUCUGAAAGUAGAAUGUUUUUUAGACAAAUUGUAUCGGCUGUUGCUUAUUUGCAUACUUUAGGAUAUGCUCACAGAGAUCUUAAACCAGAAAAUAUAUUACUAGAUAGGCAUCAAAAUUUAAAGUUAAUCGAUUUUGGACUUUGUGCAAAACCUGAAGGAGGCAUGGCAAACCCUUUAUACACUUCUUGUGGUUCUCCAACUUAUGCUGCACCGGAACUGGUGCAAGGGAAACAAUAUUUGGGUACCGAAGUUGAUGUUUGGGCUAUGGGAGUGUUGUUAUACACUUUACUAGCAGGAGCAUUGCCAUUUGAUGAUGUUAAUAUUGAUAGUCUGUAUAAAAAAAUUUUGUCUGGCAAAUAUGAAGAACCCCCAUUUAUGUCUUUAGAAAGUUUACGCUUAAUUAGAUGUAUGUUACAAGUCGAUCCAACAAAAAGAAUCACAAUCAAAGAACUGCUUUCGCAUCCUUGGCUCACGCUUGGAGUGCUUGAGCCUGUACAGAUUAUGUUACAGAAUUCUAAAAUGUAUCAACGUGAAUGCAUAGGGAUUAUGGCUACUCAUUACAAUGUUGAAAAUAGAACAAUGUGGCAACAUUUAAAAAAAUGGAAAUAUGAUUACCAUACUGCUACAUAUCUCUUAUUAGUCUCCAAAAAGAAGAGAGGAUCUGGCCUUAAGUUGUAUAGUUUAUCUGUGAAACCUUUGAUUGAUAUUGACAAGGAAAGUACAUUUAGAAGAAAACCAAUUUUAAGAAGUAUUAAUUCUCCAGCACUUACAGACACAAUUAACAAUGGAAAUAAUUUACAUCAACAUACUCCUCCUGGUGAAGUAAGCAAACUAAAAACAGAAGAAAACACACCCAAUAAAACACCAAAAACCAAUCAGUCAAAUAAGUUUGCACAUCCCUCUAAACCAUCUGGUAUUAGAAAACCGUAUAAAAGGAUAAGAAGUCCAGGGCCAGAUGAUACUUCACCAGUUCCUGCUAAGAAAAUGUCUACUGAACCUUCAACGCCAGUUAGUACACCUGAAAGAAAACUUACCAAUUCUUCAGAUACUCCAGGUUCAGCAAAACGUGUCUUAGGGAGUAUAGAACGAUCAUUUCAAAAAGUAGUGAAUGUAUUAACACCUAGAAAAAUCGAAGAAACAAUAACAGGACGACCUCCUGUUCUAACUAGCAAGGAAUUAUUUAAUGUUUCUACUACUCAGUGUCGAGAUCCAGAAUUUGUAAUGAUCGAACUUUCGAAAGCACUGGAAAAGAAGGGCGUUACGUGUAAACGGAAAGGAUUCACAUUAAGAGGAAAAUUGGAUCCAAGCGCGAAUAAGAAUCUGGGAGAGUGUUCUUUUGAACUAGAAAUUUGUUUAAUUCCCGAUCUUCAUCAGCUGCCUCAGUCCAACACCCCAACCAAAUCCAUUCUUAAAAGAGGUGUCUACAAUACGCCGGUCAAAAAUUUGAAAAAUAAAGAAAAUUUCGUUGGUAUUAGGAGGAAACGUUUGCGCGGAGAUUCGUGGUGUUACAAAAAAGUUUGUGAGGAAAUUUUGGCUCUAACUUCUAAAGAGUUCGUGAGCUUUUCGGAAUCAGCUGUAUAGAAAUUAUAUUUUUGCAUAUACAUAUUUAUAUUAAAUAUAAAUAUUUUACGGUGUUAAGACAUUGUGGCGAAAUAUAAUACUUUUAUAAAGAAAUAUU